This is a messenger RNA of Lymnaea stagnalis (great pond snail), 14504 nucleotides long. NCBI's taxonomy places the organism in Eukaryota, Metazoa, Mollusca, Gastropoda, Lymnaeidae. The record is from the annotation of a GenBank genome assembly.
CAUCAACUGGUUUUGGUAGUGGAGGGUCAGCUUUUGGCGCCCAGACUCCAGGAAGUGGCACCAAUAUGUUUGGGGGUGCCGCAAGUGGAACCACAGCUGGCACAGGAAGUAGUUUGUUUGGACAGUCUGGAAAUACAGGAUUUGGCCAGCCGCAGAGCACAAAUGCCUUCUGUAAGUCAUGUAUAAAGGUUUUUUUUUGUGUGUCUGGAGCAAAAGCCAGUCACCACCUCUUUCAAAACCUCCAACCACACCACCUUUUAAGCCUUCUCUUUUUCUAACUCUCUCUAGGUCCAUCAGACUUCUCCUAGUUCCUUGUCCAACUCUUUCCUUCAAGAAUGUCUGAUUAUUCUGAUCAUUAAAGAACAACUAUUCAAUUAUUUAAUGGAGGUUAACAAUAAGAAAACAAAUGCUAUUCUCUAUAACUCUUCCAGCAUUCGGCAACAACUCAUCUGGUGGCCUAUUUGGUAAUGUUAGUCAACCUGGAACAGGUUCCCUUUUCUCCUCACCCGGAACUGGGGCUGGAUUUGGGGCGAAAACUGGAUUCUCAGGUAAAAUUCUCAUCCAUCUUUGUUCACAGUUUGCUCUACAUAUGAAGUGGUGGUGAGGGCAGUACCUUUGAUUUCAUCUAUAAGCUCACUCCGUUCUUCAAAUGCCCCUUUUUAAAAGGUAUGGACUGAAAAUAUUUUGUGUUUCUAUCUUUGUAGGAGAUAAAUUUGGUGGUAAUGCCGUAACUAUUCAUUGUUUAUGAUCAGGUUUUGGAACGGCUGCCACUAACCCAAGUACAGGUGGAUUGUUUGGAAGUGCAACCAGUACAACGUCCUCCUUAUUUGGUCAGCCUUCGGCGACUGCAGCUUUUGGGGGUGUGGCAUCCAUCAGUGGCGGAACCACCAUUGCAUUUAAUCCACCUGCAGGUCAGGACACUAUGAUGAAAGGUGGAGUGACCACGAACAUCAACACCAGACACCAGUGCAUCACAGCCAUGAAGGAAUAUGAAAAUAAAAGUUUAGAGGUAGGUACAACUUAGUCCUUAAUUCCAGAGUUUAUUUAGCAGUAAGAGUAAUUUGUGAAAUAAAAUACAUAGAUAUGGUAGAUGUAGUGGGAUUUCCGUAAAUUUCCCAGGGAAUAACAGUUUGUUGGUGAGGGAAUUCAUAGACUAACAUCAAACAUAGAUAAUAAAAAAAAAAGGAGAGACUAAUCAAGAAAGGUAGUAAUAAAGCAACAAAAAAAAUUUAAUUUUUACUUGAAGAACUAAUGGAAUUAAAAAUGCUGCGAUAAAGCUUAAAAAAUUUUUUGGAUGAUAGUAUCACCCCAGUUCAUCGCAGGUACCUACCUAAGAUCAGCUCAGGCAAAUCAAAUUCUUUCUCUUAAAGUUAGGAUCAAAAAAUGAAAGGACUCUUUUGUUCCCCAGUCUGUCGGAAUUUACCAGCGUACUCCCCCAGUGGUUAGAAAAUUAAAAUGAUCACUAAUUAAAUCGUUAUCAUUCAAAUUCAGUGGCUAAUUGGGCUUCAUGUGCCCUUCUGCCUGACUAAUUAAGACAAUAUUGUCACUAAAGGAGUGAAGUUUUAUGGUAUAUGAUGAUUGAUUUCUACACUUGCGAAACACUUUAGACAUCUUGUGUUUAAAUUGUUCUAGUUUUAAAUGUUGUCCUAUUUGAAGCACUAUUUAUCUAUGUUGCUGAAAUUGUAUAUGUAAAAUGUAAUAAAAAAACAGUUCUGUUUAUUUUGGAUAAAUAAAAUAAUCUUAACAUAUUUUGUCUCUUAUACAGCUAGUGCUCGACUUACGACCUACGCAACUUUGGGACCACAAUCACUAGCCAUACUAUAUUAGAUUUCAGAUUUAUUUCUGCUUCAAUCAUUAGUAGAACGGCGUUGUCUACAAUCAUUGGCGGUCGUGAACGUAGAAAAUUUAUGAUUUAAAACAUUAAUAAAAGAAAUUUAUGAUAUUAUUUAACAUAAAUAUUUUUAUAACAUCACUUCACAUUACUUUUCACUUAGCGUACUCAACUUACGACCAAAUUGUGUUACCGAUUGUGGUCGUAAGUCGAGCACUAGCUGUACUAUCUUCCCCCGCCCCAUCCCCCCAAUAGCACCAUUCCCUUCCACUAUUUUCAGGAUCUUCCAGACCUGAUUUUUAAUUAACAAACAAAUUUUGUGUUAUUUCUGUUUCUCUCCAGGAGCUGAGAGUUGAAGAUUACACUGCAAAUCGCAAAGCCAAACAGGCAGGCUCAACCAACACCGGGGGAUUAUUUGGACAGACUCAAGGGGCACAACCCACAGCCGGAAGUGGUUUUGUAUUCGGCGGAGGCCUGAGCUCUGCGCUGCAACCCUCAAACACAACUGGAUUUGGAGGUAAUAUUAUUGAAAGAAUACAUGUGCACCACCACAGGUCUUUCGUUAGUGCUUGGUGACAAACUGCUUUAUUUGAAACGAAUUGUGUUGUUGAUCAACUAUACAUCCUUGUAUAUUGACAGGGUUUGGAAAUACUAGUACCCCAUCAACAGCCUCAACUUUCAACCAGAAUAGACCCUCCUUGUUUGGGACAGCCACUACAACCCAGUCAGGCUUUGGUGGGUUUGGUAGCACAACAGGCACUCAGCAGUCCACUUCUUUAUUUGGUACCAGUGCUGCUAAGGUCAGUCAGGGCCAUCAUACUGGUGAAAAUGUAACUUUUAAAUAUAUAUAUUUUUUUAAAUAUUUUUUUUGUCUUUACCAAAACUUGAAGAGAAAAUUUAACAUUAAGUUAUUAAGAUAUCAUCUGACAUAAUUAUUUAGUUAAAAUAUGGUCAUUGGUUGCUUUUGUAUGUAGUAGAGCUAUAUCUUGUUCCGCUGUUUAUUUACUUCACACGACUUGAACGCAUUCCUUAAGAUAUUGAUCAUUUUACUUUUGUGUCUUCAAGUACUUGUCUGCUCAAACUUAACUAUUUCUAAUGUAAUUCCUAGUUUUGUGUGGGUGAAGUAAAAAAAUUGUUAGAUUAAAUUCAUUUUGUUUUGUCAUGUCCAGCCCCUGUUUGGUACUACAGGAACUAGCCAGCCUACCGGAAGUUCAUUCUUUCAGACUUCAACCUCCAACCCUGUUGGCUUUGGUACCAGUACACAAAGUGUGAGUGUCAACCCUUUUAUUUUAGCACAAAAAGCAGAGUACCAGCCCUAUGAUGUAAGCAAAAAAAAUCAGAAUUUGUUGAUGUUUAAAGGGCUGGUCCAUCCAAAGUUCGCAUUGCUGUCUUUUGCUGGGUGUUUGUCUGUGGCCAGAGAUUUUUUCACACAUGUACAUGUGUAAGGGUAAAAGAGUUGUGUUGAUCUGGCAGAAUUAUAUCACGCAGAAAUGUGUUAGGUUUUCAUUAUAAUUUCUGCAUCAUAAUGUUCAUUUUAACAAAAAAAAUUCUGAGACUUUAGAUUCUACUGUAAACUUAAUAUAACUUUGCUCUACAAAAAUUUUGUAAAAUAUAUGAUUUGUAAUUAUUUUCUCACCCAUACCACAGGGUGGCCUGUUUGGAUCACCAAAGCCGGCAGGGUUCGGCACCGCCACUACUUCAUCCAUUGGAUUUGGGACACCCGCUACUUCAUCCAUCGGAUUCGGCACAGGAGGAAACCUGUUUGCCAAGCCUGCCUCUACUGCAUCUUCCUUUGGUGGUUUUGGUACUAAUACCAGUACAGGUGGAUUCGGUACUAAUACCAGUACCACAGGCUUUGGAAGUAAGUACCAUGGGAGGUCACUGGUGACAGAGUGACCUAUUUUUAAAGAAAUACUUUAUCACAAUUAAUUAUUCUAUAGUAUUUAUGCAUGUAUGGCUGUAAUGCUGUGUUGAAUAGGCACUCAAAUAAAAUUCCCAUAAGUUAGUACUAAUAGGGAUUAUUAUAAAGUGUGUUACUUGAAUGCUUGUUUUGUCAUGUAGCUUUAAUAAAUGGGACUCUCACUCAUUCCCGGUGCCAUUGUUUUGUGAGCUAUUUCUAGUAUUAAUUAUUAUUCAAAUAUUAUUUUAUGUUAAUUAUGUUAGUUCUUGAAUAAACAUACAUUUAUAAUUUAGUAUAAUAUAUACAUUUGUAAUAUAGUAUAACAUAUUCAUCUAUUAUGUUCUAAUAUAUAUAUUUAUAAUGUAGUGUAAUAAAUACAUUUAUAAUGUAGUAUAAUAUAAACAUUUCUUGCCUCUGCUGCUAACAUUCAUUUAUUGCUCUGUUGUCAUGUACAUCAGGUGGUGGCUUGUUCAGCAUGAAGCCAACUGGUUUUGGCACUACCUCCGCUGGUUUGGGCUCUGGGGGGGCGUCAUUCGGCUUUGGAGGCGGGCUCGGCACAGGUUCCAGCACCAGCGCAUUUGGCACAGGUUCUACCAAACCUGGUUUUGGAUUCAACUUUGGAGGGGGGGCCACAGGAAGUACAGGUAAAUAUUUUGUGCACCCCCAGCCUCGCAUUGAUUGACUGGGCCUAAAUUUUUAUCAAAUUAUUCAAUUGUAAUCAAUGGAAUGCAGAGAUUACACAGAGAAAUCCUUUGUGAAACCAAUUUUUUUCACUGGUCACUUUUUUUUGUACAGUGCUGGUUGAGUGGCAAUACAAAUGUUUUGAUGUUCAAAAGUUUCCCUUCUUUUCCACUGCAGGUUUUGGGAGCAUGUUGAACACAGGCUCCAACACUGGCACGUUUAGCCUCGGUGGUGGCACCAGCACUCUAGGAGCAAUGUAAGUUUUCACUUAAAUUUGGUUUUUUUUUUACAAAGUUCCUGAUUCACUUUGCCAAAAUAUGUUGGUACUGGUUAAGCCUUGGAGCAAGGUUCUCAAGCCAGCCGGCUGUGUGUGGCCCUCAUAGUUUUACCCUUGGAACUUGCCAAGUGAUUAAUUGGAGUCUUGAGUUGUAGAUAAUAAUACUGAAUGAUUUGAGUUGGUAAUGUUUGGGCAAAUUGAGCUGCCUUUGUGUGAAUUUGAGUUUAAGACCCCUUCUUAAUAGAUCAGAAAAUAAAGAAAUAAUUUGUGACUGAUGGCAAACUCAUAUUUUGAUGGAAAUAUUUCAUUCUCAUUAUUUGGAUUAAAUUUUUAAUUACUUUUGAUAAAUUGUUUGGUUUUUUUAAUUGCCAUAUUUGUACUCAAGACUUUCAUUCAGUAAAUGCCCAUCUUUCAAUUUGUAAUUGUAAUAUAUUUUUUAGGGUGACUGCUCCCUCUCAAGUCACAAAUACCCAGCAUCUUUUGGCUUUAGCCUCUUCACCAUAUGGGGAUAACCCACUCUUCUGGAAUUUGAAACAGGUAUGUGAACAAUCACUCAUUGGGCAAGUUUGUUUUAAAAAAAUCACUCAUUGGACAAGUUUGUUUAAUCUAUUGCUACCGUUAAGAGCAUUUCUCAAACGUGAUGAAGUUUUGUCGAGGGAAAAAAAAAUUCGAUAUUAACAUUUGAUGUUUAAAAAUGUAUAGAGAGAAUAUUCUUUAGUCUGGUAAGCCUUGCCUCUAUUUAGUUUCUCCAUUUUGCUAUAGAUUUUAUUUGUGUGUUUUUUACAUAAGACUUAAGAACAGUAAUUUUUAUGUCUUUCAACAGCAGACUAAAGAACGAAGAGAUGAGGCCCUGAAACCAACCAAUCCCAACGCACAGAAAGCUGCACUGACAUCUGUCAAUCAGUACAAAGUCAGCCACAGGCCCACACCAAAACUCAAGCCCAAAUCAUUGCAUCAUCUCAUUAGUGGAGGAAAGGUACAAAAUAGUUUUUAAAAUCAUAUUUUGGAGUAAUCUGUUAUUUUUUUUUAAAUCUAAUAUUUAUGACAUUUUUCUCCCCAUAGCAAAGUGUUUUUUUAGUUGCAUAUUGAGUUGUUGUUUUUUUUAAAUCAUAAAAUGCUUAGUUCUUGACAUUCAAUCACUUUAUUCAUUACCAUAUACAUCAAAUAACUACAAAUCCUUAGUUUGGAGUAACUCUAAGCAUUAACAAUAUCUUUAUUAUUAUGGAAGAUUUUACUGCCUCAAAUUCAAUGUGUCCUUACAUUUCUUGCUGCGAUAUCAUUAAACCAUAUUUAUUGCUGAUUUGUUUAAUUACUUUGACUACUUCAUUACUUUGAAUUCUUGCAUUACUUUGACUACUUCAUGACUACUUCAUUACUUUGACUACUUAAUUACUUUGACUUAUUGGAUUACUUUGACUUUAAGGCACAGUUAUUUGAAGGACUUGAGGAUGAAGACUUCAGCAGUGGUGAGAACACGUUUGUCCCUCGUAAGAGCGUCAAAAAGCUGGUUCUUCGCAAAGCACCUGGCAGUAAAUCCACCUCAGACUCCACAUUGGUGUACAGUGAAGCUGGUGGUGACUUCAGUCAACUCAUUGACUCCAGCAAUAACAAGACUCUGUUGCCUUUACCUAUCACAAGGUGAGACAGUCUGGAAGUUUUAACUUCAACUGAGGAUAUUAAAGUAUGGUGAGACACUGUCUGGAAGUUUUAACUUCAACUGAGGCCAUUAAAGUAUGGUGAGACACUGUCUGGAAGUUUUAACUUCAACUGAGGCCAUUGAAGUUGGUAAGACACUGUCUGGAAGUUUUAACUUCAGCUUGCGGCCAUUGAAGUAUGGUGAGACACUGUCAGGUAGUUUUAACUUCAGCUUGCGGCCAUUGAAGUAUGGUGAGACACUGUCAGGUAGUUUUAACUUCAGCUUGCGGCCAUUGAAGUAUGGUGAGACACUGUCAGGUAGUUUUAACUUCAGCUUGCGGCCAUUGAAGUAUGGUACACGAAAUGAAAAUGAAAUUUGACUAAAAGUUAUGGGUUUUUCUUUUUUUUUUUUCACCUUUGUUUAUUUUAAAUAACUUAAAACGUUGCUAAAAAAUUAUCCUCAUCUCCUACUGCUAUUUAUAGAUUUUUCCAAGAAAAUUCUGGAAAUAACUUACAACAUGUGUAGAUCAUUGAUGUUCCAAUCAAAAUAUCACCCAUCUUGGACUUAACAGUUGAAAAAAAAAAAUUUUAAAUGAAUUUUACAAUUUAAAUGGAAUUUGUUUCAGCUGAUAAAUCACAAAUUUAUUAUUUCCUCCCCCUAGGUCACGUAAUAAUAAAACCUUUGUAAUUUGGUUUCACUUUUUCUUUCAGGCGACUCAGUUUAGUACAUGAUGAAAACUCAGUUGAACAUGAAGCUGAACACACCAAUGCAAGCAAUGGCACUCCAGCUGCCAGGAAUCUCACUGAUCGUCCGUAAGUCACCCCCCCCCCACAAGUUAAGAUAAAUGAGUUUUUCUACCCCAGAAAUAUGCUGAGCACAUUUUACUUAAUGCUUGAAGGGAAGAAGAAGUAGAACUUAAAUUUACUUUUUGACUCUCAACUUAAGAAACUUGGAUGAAAACACAGCGGCCUUGAACCAACGGUCCAACAACGGGCUCAAUGCUGCUGACACCACAACUUCUUCCCUAGAGAGCUCAGAUCUGGAUAACAGCUGUUUGGUAAGUCAGGGCAGUCUUAAUCAAGUCAGGUCAUCCGUAUGGAUGUUUGUUUGUAUCAAACUUUUAAAGACUUUCAGGGGGUAAAACCGUUUGUGGAUCAUGGGCACAAACAACUGCAGAGUAAGAAAAAAAUACUAGUUGUUUCAAAGGGAAUCGUAGGGAUUUGGCCCAUCACUGCCUUCUCAUUGGCCCAUCACUGCCUUCUCAUUGGCUCAUCACUGCCUUCUCAUUGGCCCAUCACUGGCUUCUCAUUGGCCCAUCACUGCCUUCUCAUUGGCCCAUCACUGCCUUCUCAUUGGCCCAUCACUGCCUUCUCAUUGGCCCAUCACUGCCUUCUCAUUGGCCCAUCACUGGCUUCUCAUUGGCCCAUCACUGCCUUCUCAUUGGCUCAUCACUGCCUUCUCAUUGGCCCAUCACUGCCUUCUCAUUGGCCCAUCACUGCCUUCUCAUUGGCCCAUCACUGCCUUCUCACGGGCCCAUCACUGCCUUCUCAUUGGCUCAUCACUGCCUUCUCACUGGACCAUCACUGCCUUCUCAUUGGCCCAUCACUGCCUUCUCAUUGGCCCAUCACUGACUUCUCAUUGGCGCAUCACUGACUUCUCAUGGGCCCAUCACUGCCUUCUCAUUGGCUCAUCACUGCCUUCUCACUGGACCAUCACUGCCUUCUCAUUGGCCCAUCACUGCCUUCUCAUUGGCCCAUCACUGCCUUCUCACUGGACCAUCACUGCCUUCUCAUUGGCCCAUCACUGCCUUCUCAUUGGCCCAUCGCUGCCUUCUCAUUGGCUCAUCACUGCCUACUCAUUGGACGAUUGGCCCAUCCCUGCCUUCUCAUGGGAUGAUCACUGCCUUGUCAUGGGAUGAUCACUGCCUUCUCAUUGGACGAUCACUGCCUUCUCAUCGGAUCACUGCCUUCUCACUGGCACAUUGACAUGAAAAUAUCAUCUUCCCAGAUUCUUUUGUCCAUGUUAUAUUAUAAUAAUAAUAAUACACCAAAAAAACAAUACUUAAAAAAAAAGUCGCACAAUCACUCUUUUUUUUUAAAAACUAAAUUCAGUUGAUAGAUCUUCAGUACCCACCAGUCUGGACAGGAUGAGGCUUAUUUAGAGUUCUGUUUGUUUCAGUUAUUGGUGAUGAAAUGUUACAUCUGUAGUAUAAAAAAAUUUUUUUUAAAUUUACAACAGCCAGCAAUCAACACUUAGUCCAAGUACUACAGGGUACUGGCUUAAAGAACAUGGAAUGAAAGGCCAAAGAGAAAUGGGCAUAUUCUACUCAUCUGUUCAGACCUAAUGGGGUGGGGACUUUUCCUUUGACCCAAUAAAUUUAAACAUGCAGAUGAGCUGUGCUAUUUGACUUCAAACGUUUGACAGCUUAUUAUUUGGCCAAUAAUUGUCCCUUUCAAACAAAUUUAUAUUGUCCUUGCAUGUUUUUCAUCCUCUUGGAGGUAUUUAGCUGAUCUACUCCACUGUUGUAAAUACAUUAUUCUGUAUGAAAAAAUUACCUGUGAUAUUUUUCAGCCUGUGGACAGGAGCAGCCCACAUCCUACAGGUGUUACCCUGACUCGCCCUGGCUACUACACCAUACCGCCCUUGGAUGAAAUGAUCAACUCCAUUGAUGAAAACGGGGACUGUGUUGUUGAAGAUCUGGUCAUCGGAAGAAUUGGGUACGGCCACGUCUUAUUCCACGGUUUAACGAAUGUGGCGGGUCUGAAUCUUGAUGAACUUGGUGAGUAAAAAUCUGCAGUGAUAACAUUGGUAGGUAGUCUGUAAUGAUGACAUUGGUAGGUAGUCUGUAAUGAUGACAUUGGUAGGUAGUCUGUAAUGAUGACAUUGGUAGGUAGUCUGUAAUGAUGACAUUGGUAGGUAGUCUGUAAUGAUGACAUUGGUAGGUAGUCUGUAAUGAUGACAUCGGUAGUAGUCUUUAGUGCUGACAUCGGUAGUUAUUCUGCAUUGAUGCCAUUGGUUAUACUCUACAGCAGGGGUCUCCAAACUAAGGCCUUCUCAUCCGGCCCGUUGAGACCUUUUGUCAACGGAAAAAAUUACGGAAAUUUAUAUGUAUCCUGCCAAGAUGAGCUGCUGAUUACAUGGAGUUUGUGUUUUCCACCCGAUCACUACAUUGCAAAACCUUAUUCGCUGCUUAGUUUUUCUAUUUCCGUUCACAGACAAUGAGAUGAUAUAACGCCAUCAAUUUGCGGAAUUUUAAAAUGAUUUGCUGCUUGUUCAAGACUUGAUUAUUUUGAUCACAGUUUGCCAGUUGGGGUUGACUACUGCGAUAAAAUAUGCACAUUUAGAGGGUAAAAUCCAUGCCGAAAAAUGUCUAAAUUAAAAAAUCAACUCACAACUCAGAGGACAUUGUUCAGUAACUCCUCAAAUGAAAAUGAAUCCUUAACUAAGGCCAGUGAUCAAGUUUCUAGUCCUACCUAGUUCUGGCUAAAUGUUGCAAACCGUUUACAGAUGGUGAAGUUGUGAAGGAAUGUUUGUUUGAGCCGGCUGAGGAACUUUACCCAGAAAAGUCAAAACAAUUCGAAAAUGUAGCUUUGGAUGCAAAUACUAUUGCCCGCCGUGUUGCAGACAUGGGUGAAAACAUUGUGACUCAAAUAGCCAAAAAUGCAAUCAAGUUUAGCCAUUUUUUUUACUGCAAUGGAUGAAUCGCUGGACAGCUGUUCCACCUCUCAACUGCUGAUGUUCAUUAGAGGUGCGGAUGAAGACUUGAACAUAACACAAGAGCUGGCUUCCCUACAUAGCAUGUACAUCACUUUUACCGGAGAGGAUAUAUUCAAUGAGUUGAAAAAAACAUUUUUCUGAUUAUAACCUGGACUGGACUAACCUCAGGUGCCUGACUGUUGAUGGAGGAAAGAAGAUGAGUGGCAUUAACUACUUAUGUUCCUGCUCUGUAUUAUUCACCAGCCAGCGUCAUGUGCUAAAUAUGUGGACAUUAGCAACUUACUGAAUCCGGUGGUGAAGAUGGUGAAUUUAAUAAGGUCACAUGGGCUCAAUCAUAGACAUUUCAGAGAUCUGUUGAAAGAAACAGACACAGAAUUGCAAGAUUUACAAUAUUACACAGCAGUAAGAUGGCUAAGUUGUGAGAAAGCUCUGAGCAGAGCAUUUAAGUUAAGAAAGGAAAUAGGUGACUUCCUGGAAAGUAAAGGCAAGCAACAGCCAUUACUGUCUGAUGAAGAGUGGGUAUGGAAAAUGGUCUUUGCUGCAGACAUAACUAGUCAUUUAAAUUUUCUGAACCUAAAACUACAAGGAGAGGAAAAUCUAGUUUCUGAUCUAUACACCCACCUAAAGGCCUUCAGAUCUAAACUCGUCUUGUUUUUGGAACAAGUACAGACCAUAACUUGACGCAAUUUCAGCAGUUCUUCAAGGUCUACAUGGCUGAAACAACAGCGGAGUUCCCCACAUCAUUUGCAUGUUAGAUCAUCAAAGACCUCCAGCUGCAGUUUCAGCUGCGGUUUUCUGACUUGGAUUCAAAGGCAGAAUAUGUGAGACUGUUUCAAAACCCAUUUGAAGCAGAUGUGGUCAGUUGCCCAACUGAACUGCAGCUGGAGGUCAUUGAGUUGCAAGCAAAUGACCCCCUUAGGGACUAUUUCAAAGGACUGGUGGGUUGUUACCACAUUUUGCCCAAGGAAGACUUUCCUAAUGUCAAAAUUUCACCAUUCCUUCUAAUAUGGGUGUUCAUGUGUAGUGUAUCAAUGUGUAAUUAAAUAAUAACUGAAUAAAAUAAUAUUAAAUAAAUACAUUUUAAAAACAUCCUUGUUAAUAUAUUAUUUUUUUUUGGACCCUGAGUGUGUAGUCGGCCCCCAAACUGCUGUUUGAUAGUAAAUGCGGCGCUCUGGCUUAAAAGUUUGUAGACCCUUGGUCUACAGUAAUGACAUCAGUGGGUAUUCUGCAGUGAUGACAUUGGUUGUAGUCUAUAGUAAUGACAUUGGUGGAUAAUUCUGUAAUGAGGAUAUUGGUUGUAGUCCAUAGUAAUGACAUGGGUAGGUAUUCUGCAGUGAUGACAUUGGUUGUAGUCUAUAGUAAGGACAUGGCUCGCUAGUCUGUAAUAAUGACAUUGCUAGCUUGUCUGUAGGGAUGAUAUUGCUGGAUAUUCUGCAAUGAUUCCAUUUGUUGUAGUCUAUAGUAAUGACAUGGCUAGCUAGUCUGUAAUAAUGACAUUGCUAGCUUGUCUGUAGCGAUGACAUUGCUAGCUAGUUUUUAAUCUAAAAUAUAAAAUUCAGUCUUAAUGAAGUGAAAAAUUCAUCUAUUUCUAGCAUUUCUGAACUGAGGGAAAAUCCUUAAGUUUAUCAAGUGACCCAUUUAGCUGUAAACCAAGUCAGAUAUAGAACCAAUGACAUGGUAAACAGUCAUCAUUCAAUGGAAAAAAAAAGUGUAUCAAAAUAGAGGGUCGAUUUUACUAAAGCUUUCUAUUAUUACACUUACACCCAUAAUUAGUAUUAUUUUAUUUCUUUAUGUCGAAAAUAUGUGCUCAUUUUUUCAAAUAUUUUUUUUUUUUUGGAAGACGUGCCUAAAGUGACUUAAAAAAUGUAAUUAAAAUCUAAAUGGCAAAAUUCCUGAUUUAGUGGACAAUAUGAAACAAAUAUUUUUUAAAUAAAUAUAACACAUUUCUCUGUCCAUCAUUAGUUCAUUUCAGACGAAAAGAAAUAGUGAUAUAUCCAGAUGAUGACAGGAAACCACCGCUAGGCCAGGGGCUGAACAAGAAGGCUGAGGUCACCCUGGAAUAUGUGUGGCCAAUGGACAAGACCAGUAAAACUCCUAUCCAGGUAAACAUGGUCAUCAUUAUAGAAAGAUAAUAUCUCAAAGCGAAUCAAUAUAGAAAGAUAAUAUCUCAAAGCACAUUGAUAUAGAAAGAUAAUAUCUCAAAGCACAUUGAUAUAGAAAGGUAAUAUCUCAAAGCACAUCGAUAUAGAAAGAUAAUAUCUCAAAGCACAUAAAAAAUAAAGAAAUAUAAUAUCUCAAAGCACAUUGAUAUAGAAAGGUAAUAUCUCAAAGCACAUCGAUAUAGAAAGAUAAUAUCUCAGAGCACAUCAAUAUAGAAAGAUAAUAUCUCAAAGCACAUCGAUAUAGAAAGAUAAUAUCUCAAAGCACAUCGAUAUAGAAAGAUAAUAUCUCAAAGCACAUCGAUAUAGAAAGAUAAUAUCUCAAAGCACAUAAAAAAUAAAGAAAUAUAAUAUCUCAAAGCACAUUGAUAUAGAAAGGUAAUAUCUCAAAGCACAUCGAUAUAGAAAGAUAAUAUCUCAGAGCACAUCAAUAUAGAAAGAUAAUAUCUCAAAGCACAUCGAUAUAGAAAGAUAAUAUCUCAAAGCACAUUGAUAUAGAAAGGUAAUAUCUCAAAGCACAUCGAUAUAGAAAGAUAAUAUCUCAAAGCACAUUGAUAUAGAAAGAUAAUAUCUCAAAGCACAUCAAUAUAGAAAGAUAAUAUCUCAGAGCACAUCAAUAUAGAAAGAUAAUAUCUCAAAGCACAUCGAUAUAGAAAUAUAAUAUCUCAAAGCACAUCGAUAUAGAAGGAUAAAAUAUUCAUCUGUGGAUUUGAAGCAAUACCAAACUUUUCAUAAACCAGAAAUUUGUCAUUGAGUACAAAGUUAAGUGAUUGUAGAGUAUCUUCUAGAGCAGUGGUUCUCAACCUUCCUAAUGCCGCGACCCUUUAAUAGAGCUUACCCUGUUGUGGCGACCCCCAGCCACAAAAUAUUUUCGUUUCUCCUUCUUAACUGUAGAGCGUUUGUGUUUUCAGUUGGUCUUAGGGGAUCCCUGGAAAAGGGUUGUGCGACCCCCAAAGGGGUCGCGACCCACAGGUUGAGAACCGCUGUUCUAGAGGCUCCCCUUGUCCAUUUGGAAAUGUUGAUAAAGAAUAACAAGUAAUUUUUGUAAAGAAUGUAUAGCUAAGAGAGGUUCUUCUGUCAAUGACAUGGACUUUAGUAAACUUGUAUCAGAUUAUCAGUCUAUGAAACCAGUCUAAAAUGGUCAAUUUUAAUACUUUCAGAGUCCAGAAAGAUUACAACUAAUGAACUACACAGACAAGAUUGAAGCCAUAACUGAAAUAAUUGGAGCAAAGUUCAUAGACUACAGGAUGGAGACUGGCUCUUGGGUUUUCGAGGUGAGAAGGUUUUUUUUCUGAUGUGGUGCAUGUUGAAAAAGUUGGAGCUGAAAGCCUAAUCCUCUGAUGUGGUGCAUGUUGAAAAAGUUGGAGCUGAAAGCCUAAUCCUCUGAUGUGGUGCAUGUUGAAAAAGUUGGAGCUGAAAGCCUAAUCCUCUGAUGUGGUGCAUGUUGAUAAAGUUAGAGCUGAAAGUCUAAUCCUCUGAUGUGGUGCAUGUGGAUAACGUUAAAGCUGAAAGUCUAAUCUUCUGAUGUGGUGCAUGUGGAUAAAGUUAAAGCUGAAAGCCUAAUCCUCUGAUGUGGUGCAUGUUGAUAAAGUUAGAGCUGAAAGCCUAAUCCUCUGAUGUGGUGCAUGUUGAUAAAGUUAGAGCUGAAAGCCUAAUCCUCUGAUGUGGUGCAUGUUGAUAAAGUUAGAGCUGAAAGCCUAAUCCUCUGGUCUCUGAAUGGUGUUAUUUUAAAAUAAGGUCUAUAUGAAUGGUUUGAUGAAAACUAUAAUGCAUUUAUUGAUACACUUUGAGACCAUUCCAUGUAUGUUAAACUUUGCCCAGAGAGACAUAAAAAAGAGACCUUAACUGUGCAGAUAUAUUUAGUGCUGUAGUCGAGUUCAACAUUUUUGCUUUAAAUGAAAUAAUGUUUUGUAGUUUCAUAUCAUAUUUAAGAAAUGAGACGUGUGAGAAAUUAAGUGUGUGGAGGUAAAGGGUGUAGAUCUGUGCAAUUUUUACCUUGAUAAAUUUCAUUGCUUGGUCUGUUGUGUGGUUUGUACCUACCCUGAAACAUUCUGCAUUAGAAUUGUCCGCCGUGUUUUUGUAGCACAUGAAAACUGGUCUCUGAAAUAAAAAAUGUUCCUUUUUUUUUCUCUCUCUCUCUAUAUGACAGCAUUUAUGACGGAAGUGUUUUUGUUAUUAACAGGUCAGUCAUUUCUCACGAUACAGUCUGCUGGACCACUCUGAUUAUUAUCUGAAUGAGCAUGAUCACCCCGGACAUGAUAAAUCUGACCUCCCAGGGCAAACGGUGCUGGUCAGUGAGCAGC